CAUUCUCUCUGAGAGGGUGUGCCUAUUUCUUAGAACUGGAUUUAUAAACAGCUUGAUAUAAAGCUGUUUGGGAACACUUCAUCAACACAAGGACAUUUUGAAGAGAAUGAAGGCCCGUGCCCCGCCCCCGCCACAUGUCCCUCUACCCGCCCCACGCCACAUCUUCAGAAACGCUGUACCUGAUGGGGGAGGGACAUCAGACAUGGACGCCAAGGAGAACCUGCUGAGGCCCACUGUGGAUUUACAGCUCACCCUCCCCCAGGGACACCAGACUGCUGUCACUGAGGAUGGAAGUAAGGCUCUGAUGGACCUGCUGGUGGAGCAGUGCAGCCGUCACCACCUGAACCCAGCGCUGCACACCCUGGAGCUGCUGACGCCCGAGGGCCACUCUUUGGGGUUCAAGCCCAACGCGCUGCUGGGCUCCCUGAACGUGGCCUGUGUCCUCAUCAAGGAGAAAGUCUGGGAGGAGAAAGUGGUGCGCAGACCGGCGCCCAAAGUGCCAGAGAAAACCGUGCGUUUGAUGGUGAACUACCACGGCAGCCAGAAGGCAGUGGUGCGGGUCAACCCGUUGGUGCCGCUCCAGGUUCUGAUACCAGUCAUCUGCGAUAAGUGUGAAUUUGAGCCGGCACAUGUCCUGCUCCUGAAGGACGGCAUCAGUCGCCACGAGUUACCGCUGGACAGAUCUCUGCUGGACCUGGGGCUCAAGGAGCUCUACGUACACGAUCAGAGUCUAGUUCUCCAGCCUAAAAUGGCUUCUGCUCCUGCUCUUAACUACUCAGAGUCCAUCCGCUCUAAUACUAACAGUUUGGGCAGAGCAGAGAAGAAAGGCCUUCUGGGUAUCUUCCAGUUCAGCAAGAGGAAAACAAAGACAGAAACAACAUCUAUGGACAUGGAUGACUGUGACACACAAUCCGAUGUAAGUAUUCCUAACACAUCUGUGUCCAUUGUCCAGAUGUGA
This is a messenger RNA of Notothenia coriiceps (black rockcod), 958 nucleotides long. Its product is annotated as protein cordon-bleu-like. Bases 107 to 958 code for a protein of 283 amino acids. Gene Ontology annotation, molecular function: actin monomer binding. Gene Ontology annotation, biological process: actin filament network formation; actin filament polymerization. The transcript has 7 exons. Gene Ontology annotation, cellular component: terminal web; perinuclear region of cytoplasm; dendritic growth cone. The record is from RefSeq and is a predicted model, not a curated record. NCBI's taxonomy places the organism in Eukaryota, Metazoa, Chordata, Actinopteri, Perciformes, Nototheniidae.